UGGAUGGCGUGGUUUCGUUGUUUACGUUUUUUUGGCGCCAGUUAAGCUUAUUUUAGCUCUUUUUAGUUUUGAGCUUUCUAAAACCAAAAUCUUGAUUAUUCUUUUUUAAUUUCAAGUGGGAACAAAGUUACUAAGUUAAAAAACCAGAAGAUGGUUCCUGGAAUUUCAAAACCAAAUUACGACAAUUGCAUUGUUACAAGACAUGAGGAAUCAGAUUCAGAAGAUGACGAUGUUAAUGUAUCCUCUGAACAAGGUUCUGUUCAAACAGAAGAACAAAUUACUGCAAAGAUAAUCGAGGCUGUGAAUUUAACACCAGCACAAACUUUUAAGUUUAUGUUUGGGACUAUUAUGGAGCUUACACGGAGUUUAACUGAUUUAACGGCAGAUGAUAAUGUUAAGAAAAAUUUCCGGAGGAGAUUAGAUAACUUACUCACGUGUUUAAUUAAAACUCAGCAAUUAUUUGGGGUUAAAAACUGUAAUUUUGACGCAUCCCAGUUUUUUGACUCUGAAAACCAUGAAUCGCAAAGGGAAAUGGGAGAAUCAACACAUGAAGCCCCACAUGAUUCGUUAGAUGUGGAGACGGUGGCGAGAACCCCUUGCCGGGACACAGCGAGUUCAAGUGGGGUCGUCAUGUCCAAACAUACAAAAAGUGAAAAAGUACUUCGAAGGCAAACAUUGGGGGCACCAAGGGAAGUUCGCAGGUCACAACGACUCAAAAACACUGAAGGGAAAGAACCGGUACAUUUAGACAGAAUGGUCUACAUCCAGAAAAAAAUUAAAGACACCCUCGAGGAUUCCCAAUUGGAACCUGAAAAACCCCAACGUCCACGUAAAAGGAAGACACAGAGUUUGGAUGGAGUACCAACGAAAAAAGCAAAAAUGAAUCAAUCUCAAGGAAACAACACUUUUGCAGUGUCUACUAAAUCUAAGCCACGAUUACGUCAGUCAAACAAAAAUGCAGACAAAGUAAAAACUCCCAAAGGACAAGCAAAAUGUUCGAGUGCUUUUGAAAGAGUGAAUUCUACUUCCAAUGAAAGUUUAGGCUCUGUUUCUUCCAACACGAGUUCUAGCAGAAUUACGAGAAAGUUAUAUUCUCCUGUUGUGUGGCUGGAAUAUUUGAAGCAACAUUACAAGCUUUAAGUAUACAAUUAUAAGAAAAAAUAUAUAAAUAAUUUUAAAUUUUAUUAAUAUGAGAAAAAUAAAUUUAUUUUCUUUUGAAUAAAGCCGGUUUUAUAUUGUCAAAAUGGCAUUAGUUAGAAGUUGCAGUAGUUAUAAAUCC
This is a messenger RNA of Tribolium madens (black flour beetle), 1279 nucleotides long. RefSeq lists its product as uncharacterized. NCBI's taxonomy places the organism in Eukaryota, Metazoa, Arthropoda, Insecta, Coleoptera, Tenebrionidae. The transcript is spliced from 9 exons. The coding region runs from base 151 to 1140 and encodes 329 amino acids. The record is from RefSeq and is a predicted model, not a curated record.